Molecule: messenger RNA, 1576 nt
Organism: Oryza sativa Japonica Group (Japanese rice)
Lineage: Eukaryota; Viridiplantae; Streptophyta; Magnoliopsida; Poales; Poaceae
Product: cytochrome P450 89A2
Cellular component (GO): membrane
Molecular function (GO): iron ion binding; oxidoreductase activity, acting on paired donors, with incorporation or reduction of molecular oxygen, NAD(P)H as one donor, and incorporation of one atom of oxygen; heme binding
Source: RefSeq, a predicted model, not a curated record
AUGGAUACGUCGGUGCUUCUUCUUGUGCUCUUCGUCUUUACCCUCCUCUGCUGCCUCGCCCUUCUCCGGCGAGCUGCCCGUGCUCCGGCGGCCGUCCAGCUGCCAACCAUUGAGAUCAGCGACGCCGCCGUCGCGCGCCGAGCGCUCGUCGACUACGCCGACGUCUUCGCCAACCGCCCGUUCUUGCCCUUCCCCGUCGCCCUCGUCACCGGCCGCCGCCGCCGCCGGAGCGACAACCUCACCUCCGUCCCGUACGGCCCGCACUGGCGCGUCCUCAGGCGCAACCUCACCGCCGGCAUCUUUCACCCCUCACGCCUCGGCCUCCUAGCGCCGCUGCAACGCGACGCCGUCGACGACCUCGUCGCCGGCAUCUCCGAGUCCGCUGCCGGUGGUGCGGUACCGGUCGUCGUCCGCGACGUCGCCUACGCCGCGGUGUUCAGGCUCGCCGCGCGCAUGUGCUUCGGCGACGGCGUCGGCGAGCGCCAGGUGCGCGCCCUGCGGCGCGUGAUCCGGGAGUUUGUGCUCGACGUCGGCGUCGCCAACAAUGUGUUCCCCGUCUCGACGUCGACGGCGCUGGCGAGGCUCCGGCGUUGGAGGCGGAUACGCCGCCUCCUCUCCUCCCGCCGCCGGCAGGCCGAGCUCUAUCUCCCUCUCAUCGACGAGCGGCGGCGGCGGAUGGCCGCUCGACGCCGCGACCGCGACGACGACGGCGGCACGUUCCGUCCGUACGUCGACGCGCUCAUCGAGCUGCGCGUCCCCGGAGACGGCGAGAGCACUCCGGCUCCGCUCACCGAUGACGAGAUGGUGAGCCUCCUAAUGGAGUUCCUCGCCGCCAGCACGGAGACCGUCGUGUCGUGCAUCGAGUGGACACUCGCGCACCUCGUGCUCAACGCGGAGGCGCAGAGCAAGCUCCGCCGCGAGGUCGGCGACGGCGAGCACGUCCAUGGGCGCCACCGCGGCCGCACGCCCUACAUGCGCGCCGUGAUUCUCGAGAGCCUCCGGCUGCACCCGCCAGUGCCGUUCGUCAUACGAGAAGUCGUCGGCGGCGCGGCGCCGCCGGUGCUCGACGAGCUAGCGGCCAUGCCGAUGCCGGGCGGCGGCGCGCGGGUGCACUUCGUGAUCGGGGACAUCGGGCGGGACAGCAAGGCUUGGAGGGAUCCGAAGGAGUUCCGGCCGGAGAGGUUCAUGGCCGGCGGCGAGGCGGAGGGAGUGGGCCCGGUGCCGGGGCCGAAGGAGGUGAGGAUGAUGCCGUUCGGGGCGGGGCGGAGGUCGUGCCCGGGCAUGGGGGUGGCGAUGGCGCACGUCGGGCUCUUCGUGGCGGCGCUGGUGCGCGAGUUCGAGUGGACGCCGGCGGCGGGUGGCGGCGUGGACCUGACGCAGCAGGACGACUUCUUCAACGUGAUGCGGACGCCGCUCCGGGCGCGCGCCACGCCACGACCACGCGCUCCCGCGUAAUAAUAUCGUAUUCCCUCUGUUUUAAUAAUGGGAUGAUAUAUGUGCCAAGCCUGCUGAAAUUUUUUGAGAUAUCAGCUGUAUUUCCAGCCAUAGGAUAUGACACGUGUCAGCAUCUCCCACC